GGAGGCUCUGUGCUCGCCGCUCCCCAAGGAUAGCUCUGGCAACUGGUGUGCAUAACAAGCACCUCAGUCCUUACCCAUCGUGCGGCGCGCUUGGUGCCCAGUGCCCCGCCGAGGAAAGCUCAUUGUGUUGGUGGAAAUAUUCAGUUUGAGUUGUGAAUUUACCGAAUUUACCCGUGUGUGAGUAAUUACAUUAUUCUUGCCACGUGCUCUCGUAGCCAGUCGCCAGUCUGUAAAAUGCCGGAAGCAUCCUAUCCUGUGCACACCACGGAAGCGCAGAUCGCUUUCAACACCAGCGAGUACUGCCCUCAACCACACAUACCUGACUUUUCCUUCCAGGGACCCAGCCCGGCAGCACACAGGCUGGCACCGCACUAUGCACUGGCUGGACAAGGAGAGCACGUUAAAGCCCAUAUUCAACCGUCCCCGAAUGGAGGGCUCCCGGAGUCUUGCACCCAUCAUUGCGGGCAGGUGAUGGGUUCACAAGGCGGGACACCGGGAGCCCUCAACAGGUUCCCAGUAGCGAACCCUUGUAAUGGUGAUAUGAUGCCCGGGAUGAUGGCUGGCCACCACCCUAUGGGAAUCUUCCCGGAUAUGAACAAUAUGGACACUCACAUGAGGGCUCAGGGAGGGAACUUAAUGACGAAUUACCACGGCGCUUCCUCGAUGCCGGGGACACACUGCAUGCCGUCACCAAUGGUCCCGCAUGACUGUAGGCCAGCGGGACACUCGGUGAACUUUGGGCAGCCUUCUCCUCCUGUGGAAGCAAGCAGGACGCCCUACGGACAUCCACACAUGCACUCAUACGUGGGACCUCACUGCUCUUCGUACGGCGCGCAAAUGGAUAAUUCUGCCGCGUACGACCAUCGGGUAUUUCGCUCUCCUGCCAUGAUGUCGCAGGGAAAAGUGUUUCAGGAUUACCACACACACUACAGCGAUUACCCGCCGCCGCUGGAGGAACGCCUGCCACAUGGGUGCGAGGUCCACCUGCCGGAACAGGGGGGCCUCGUACUCAAGACGGAGCCUGAUGAUGGACUGACGGAGAGAAAGGAAGUCCAGCCCACCAAGGGGCCACGCAAGAGAGGCAGAAACAGCGACAAGCGAAAGGAACAGAGUCGCAAUGCCGCACGUAACCGUCGCGGGAAGGAGAGUGAGAUCUUCGCCGAGCUGGCCUCGGUGCUGCCCCUCUCCCCGCAGACCCUCAGCCAGCUGGACAAGGCCUCCAUCAUGAGGCUCACCAUUGCCAAUCUGCAUCUGCGCUCCGUAUGCGAGACAGGACUCACCAAACGAAUCAAGGGGAGCGGCGGGGGCAAACUGGACCUGGAGAUGGACGAGCACCACCUGAAGGCGCUGGACGGCUUCUUGCUGGUGGUGUCUACAGAUGGCCGCGUCAUCUACACAUCAGAGAACAUCGUCAGUUUCCUCGGCCACCACCAGGAGGAGGUGAUGGGCAGCUCGCUGUACCACUACACCAACAUGGUGGACCACAGUGAGGUGGAGCAGCUCACCUCUUUCAAGAACCCCCACCACCCUCGCCGGGCCUUCCUGCGUCUCAAGUGCACUCUCACCAGCAAGGGCCGCUCCGUCAACUUCAAAAACGCUACCGACAAGGUGGUGCAGGUGAUCGGCGAGGUGGUGGGCGAUAGGGCUGAUAAGGCGUGGCUGGUGGCCCUGGCGAUACCUGUGCCACACCCCUCCAAUAUCGAGUUUCCCCUCGACAAGCAGACCUUCGUGAGCAGACACUCGCUCGACAUGAAGUUCACCUACGUUGACAGCAACGUGAAGGAAUUCUGUGGAUACGUUUCUGAAGAGUUGGUGGGCCGCUCCGUGUACGAGUUGCACCACGCCCUCGACACUAACCUCAUCCAGGAUGCCUACAAAAACCUGUUGAACAAGGGCCAGGUGGAGACAAGCCGUUACCGCUUCCUGGCUCGCGGCGGUGGCUACGUGUGGCUGGUGACACAGGCAACACUCAUACACGGGCCUCGGGAGAACAAGCCCCAAUACGUGGUUUGCCUCAAUUACGUGGUCAGUGAAGUUGAGUCCAGUGGGGAGAUUCUGUCUGAGUUCCAGCUGAUGUGUAGGAGCAACAGCAACAACAGUACCAAUAACAACAAGGAAGAAGAGAUUGCCAACACCAGCACCAAACCAAAUCUGAAGUCUCCCUCAGUGAAUGCAGCAGCUCCCUCCCCUGUGGUGCAAGGCCUUCCCACUCCACCCUAUUCACCAGCUCCCAAGCCCACCACACUCCAGAAGGUUGAAAGUGUUACUCCUCGUAGUACUCCCACUCUACUGCCACCACCACCCCCUGUUGCCAGCACCUUCAAGAUCUUUGUGCCACGGACAGAGGACAUGAACAAAGGCUUCCUUACCUUCAAUGACAAUGAUCCACACUCCACAGUGCUGAAGGACGAGCCAGACGACCUGACUCACCUUGCUCCCUCAGUGGGCGACACCUACGUUCCUCUGCCAACACUGAUAUCCGACCUGGAGGGGGACUCAUGUAUGCCCCAAGAUGUUUCAUCAUUCAUCAUAGACGAUAUGUUAACCCUGGAUUACCCAGUGCCAGUUGUGAACACUGAUGCUGUAAUACAAAGCCCAAGUACAGACAAAACUGAAGAUCAAAGCUUGACUCCCAAGUACUUAUAUGAAGAAAACUCGACACAAGAAGGAGUAAAGUGUGUGAACAACUUAAGUGGUGGAAGGCUGUUGCUGAACAGGAGCCGGUGCAACACUCCCUCACCAGACUGUAGGAGUGUACAUUCUGGUGGACUGGGAACACCAGAGCCUCCAAAACCUUUGCUAAGUGAAGCUGCUCUUCAGCCCAUCAAAAAGCAGUCGAUUUCAUUUGCAAGUAGUCAUCCCAGAAGCACCACAGAGUCUCUCUUCAUGCAGCUCGAUGAAAGCAAUUCAGGAGGCUCCUCAGAGCUCUUUGGUAAACUUGACCUUAAGUUUGAGAACCAAAGCAUGGACUCUGAUGAAUUUGAGAUGAGAGCACCAUACAUUCCUCAAAGCAAUGAUCUGCUGUUAUUGUUGGACCAUGAUCUCCUUUCAACAGCUGAGCCAGAUAUAGCCAUCUCUCCUAAAGGCCUCAGGGAUGUAAACUUGUCAAUCAGUAGUGAUAAAGAGGACUCUAGUUUGGCUCAGCUUCUACAAGACACAGACCCAAAUAUUGAUGAGAACAGUCCAGGAAGGAAUAUCCAGCUUGACCACUCUCCUGGAGCACCAAGAAGCCAGUAUCAGCAAAGCAAGUUCUUGGAUGGUGGUGGGAACUUUGUUGAUCCAAACAAAGUGCUGCCAGGACACUUUGCUGGCAAAGAUGAAUUGGACACCUUGGGAAGUGAUCCCCAGCCAUUGGACCCACCACCAGUUAUGGUUCAAGAACCAGUAGAGCCGCCACCUCCCCUGUUGGGCAUAGACUCGCUCCAUACAUCAGGACAGGUGAAGCGAGGUCACUCUCCACUUUCUUCACCUACACUCCACAAAAAGCUGUGUUCAUCCAAAUAUCAUCAGCCACAACACAAGUUUCAUGAACAAAAUCAAGAUGCAGUGAGUCCACAACAAAAUGAGCAGCAUGGGGGAUUGGGCCUUUUCACUCCCAUUGCACCCACCAUGCAACAGUUAUUGAUCAGCAAGGACCCAAUCACUGUGCGUGGAGGCCGGCCACCUGCUGGAGGUACCUCAUCCCCCAGGAAUUCACUCAAUGACAAGAGUCACUCAGUACUCCGGAACCUACUGGUGAGUGGACGUGACGAGUCUGCCGGCUACUCUGUGUCUGCCCCGGCAAGCCCUGCUGGUACUCCUUCAGCAAGCUGCGCCACGUCCCCAGGCCCACACCCCCUGCGGGAGGAGGCCAAGGGGGUAAAGAACCCUAAUGAAAUUAACAGUGCAUUACUGAAGGAGGCUCAUGGAGGGGGUCUCCCUACAGCAUUUCGUCUUCCCAAAGAUAGAAUGACUACAAUGCUAUCAACCACAGCUGGGGGGAAAUCAAGCACCCAUCUGCUAUAUCCUACACUUAGAUUAGUGACAGGAAGUCCUGGAAGUUUGAAGCAAGCAUUCAAACUUACUUCAAAUUCAAGCAGUCAUCCUGAAGGAUGUGGCAGCAGGUUGGGCCAGCGCCAGGACCCUUACUUGUUGAUGAACUCAGACACCAUCCCCACCCUGCUGGAGCUCACUCAACGGGACUUUGAUGUCAAUGCACCAGCCAACAACAGCCUUCAGGGAGCAGAACUCCUCAUGGCUCUGGACCAAAGCAGUGAAGCACCAUUGUUUGAUGGAAAGUAAUAAUUACAGACCAUUAACGUCAACAAAAUGUGUAUGGAUGAAGUGAAAUCAAAAUAUUUUUUUAUCUCGUGUGCUCUUCAUCCACACCACUGCCACUGUCAGUCUCAGUGUCAGAGAACAAGCAAAUACUCUUGUGGUUUACUUUUUCUCAUAAUUAUGUUUUGCAAGAUGAUGCUCUUCCUUUUAUCAUCAUCACUGAUUACCCUUCAGCCUUUAAGUCUUCUUGGGGUUUUAUAUUCACAUUAAACUCUAUUUUAUUACUAACACAGUUCAAAAAUUCUGAACAUACAGAAUGGUGUCAUCAAUGAAGAACUGAAAUGAGGGCUAUAUUUUUUAACAAGUCUCCAGUAUUGUUUUCAUGGAUUCCAGGUCAUUUUAGAUUUUUAACUAGUUUAUGUAUAUAUAAAUCUAAAACUAGGUAUGAGUGUUGAUGUAAUGGAAAGGACUGUGUUCAUCAUUAUCCUUCUGAACUUCUUCAGCACAAACUCUAAAACAAAUCACUCAAGAAGAGGGAUUACAAAUAUUUCAGACACUGAAGUGUAAACUGUAAGCUCUGUGAAUGUAUAGAAAAGUUUGAAAUCUAAAAAUUAUUUUCAUUAGUCAUUACUUUUUGCCAUUUGCGGUACACAUUGGGAUUUUGUUUCACCCUGCAUUGUAGAAGAGUAGAUCAGGAUUGCUUCAGGCAGAUUCAGUCAACAAAUGUUUAUGAAGAAAAAGAUAAUCAAUUUACCAGCAUAUUCUGCAUAGUACUACCUCAUUUAGCAAGGAACACAGAGAGGGCAAAAGUGGGAAAUAACCUUUCAGAAUUAUUGUGAUUCUCUCUCUCUCUCUCUCUCUCUCUCUCUCUCUCUCUCUCUCUCUCUCUCUCUCUCUCUCUCUCUCUCUCUCUCUCUCUCUCUCUCUCUCUCUCUCUCUCUCUCUCUCUCUCCACUUUGAAAGUUUCCCACACUACCUUAGGUAACUUAGAAACUGACAGCAAUUGCUGGUGAUAUACAUGUGCCAUAGAAUAUGUAGAAAGAGAACACAUGUGAAUGAAACACAUGGAUUUGCAAAGAUAUGUCUAAGUUAGUAAUUGUCCUAUUGCAUUGCCCUGAUAUGUGUAGCAAUUCAAAUUUAUGUCAUGAUAAGAUGAGAGUAUUAUUGUAAGAGCAAGGAUUGUGCAUAAUUAUGAUGGUAGAUAAUUUUCUGUGCAGCUGCCUGAUAGCUAGACCAAACUAAUCUUUACAUAACUGAUACAAUGACUGAUCAAGCACUGCCACAUACUUUAAGGAAUUAACCUCUAUUAAUUAAUGUAGAAUAAUAGUGUUGCAAGAUUUAAUUUUCUGCUUAAUUUUUCAUUUAAACCUUAAAAAAAUGUGUUGUAACAAUACUCCGAUGUAGACCUCACAAGUCUGUUCAUGAUGCUGAGAACAUAUUUCUACCUAACAAGAUGCUCUUAGAUAGUAAAAUUGAAUAUUGAUUUCACAAUUCAAUUAGUGCUGUCAUAGGAGAGUGUGAUUGCUAAGUAAGAUAUGCUGGUGCAUUGAUUUUUAUAGAAAUGUGUUCAUGAGAGAUUAUGUGUAUUGGCUUGAGGCUAGAGAGGUAUUCACUUGAAAGAUUAGUCUUGAAUAUAACCUGGAAGUAUACAAGCAGGAAAACACACUCAAAAUUUUCUUCUUGCACUGUAGGAAAGAUUGAGAAAAAUCAGAGGGUAGUAAUUAGAUGCCGUCACUUUUGUGAUGGAAAAUGGUCUUGAUCUCGUGUCAUGUUCAUUAGGGAACAGAUUUAGAACUAUAGGAACUUUAGAAGAAAUUGUGAAUGUUCAGGUUGUUAUUUCAUAAAGGAUAUUAUUUUCUGCUGUAUCAGUUAGAAAAAUAUAUUUUUGUGUGCAGACUAUUGGCCCAUAGCACAAUGGGCACCUUCACAUACAACCUUUAAAAACAUUGAAAUCUCAUCUAUUCAUGAACUAUAUGGCCAGGGCCAUAACUAAGUCUUCUAACUCUCAAUUCAAGGUCCAAAA
Messenger RNA from Portunus trituberculatus (swimming crab), 6280 nucleotides. Its product is annotated as protein similar-like. The transcript has 16 exons. Lineage: Eukaryota; Metazoa; Arthropoda; Malacostraca; Decapoda; Portunidae. Gene Ontology annotation, molecular function: DNA-binding transcription factor activity, RNA polymerase II-specific; RNA polymerase II transcription regulatory region sequence-specific DNA binding; protein dimerization activity. Gene Ontology annotation, biological process: regulation of transcription by RNA polymerase II; cellular response to hypoxia. The record is from RefSeq and is a predicted model, not a curated record. The coding region runs from base 235 to 4281 and encodes 1348 amino acids.